CCACCAGAUAAUGGGCCUCCACCAUUACCAACAUCUUCCCUUCCUGAAGGCUACUAUGAAGAGGCAGUGCCACUUAGUCCUGGGAAGGCUCCAGAGUACAUCACUUCCAAUUAUGACUCAGAUGCUAUGAGCAGCUCUUAUGAAUCCUAUGACGAAGAGGAGGAGGAUGGAAAGGGGAAGAAAAUGAGACAUCAAUGGCCAUCUGAGGAGGCCUCUAUGGAUCUGGUGAAGGAUGCAAAAAUUUGUGCUUUCCUCCUUAGAAAGAAACGAUUUGGACAAUGGACCAAACUACUGUGUGUUAUCAAAGAAAACAAACUACUGUGUUACAAAAGUUCCAAGGACCAGCAACCCCAGAUGGAGCUGCUCCUGAAUGACUGCAGCAUCACGUACAUUCCCAAAGACAGCAAAAAGAAGAAGCAUGAGCUGAAAAUCUCGCACCAAGGAGCGGAUGCCCUGGUUCUGGCAGUGCAGAGCAAAGAGCAGGCGGAACAGUGGCUAAAGGUUAUAAAGGAUGUGUGCAGCAACUGCACGGGAGCUGUAGACUCUGAUGGGCCAUUGUCUAGUUCUCCAGUUCACAAGACGGAGCUGGAAAAGAAGUUGUCCUCUGAGAGGCCAAGCUCAGAUGGCGAGGGUGCUGUAGAAAAUGGCAUCGCUACUGUGUGCAAUGGGAAAGAACAAGUGAAGAGGAAAAAAAGUUCAAAAUCAGAAACCAAGGGCACUGUGACUAAAGUAACAGGGAAAAAAAUAACGAAGAUCAUUGGUUUAGGAAAGAAGAAGCCAUCAACAGAUGAACAGACCUCAUCAGCUGAAGAAGAUGUUCCAACAUGUGGAUAUCUGAACGUGCUUUCAAAUAACCGUUGGCGUGAGCGCUGGUGCAGAGUGAAAGAUAAUAAACUCAUUUUUCACAAGGACAGGACAGAUCUAAAGACACAUAUCGUUUCUAUCCCUCUCCGUGGUUGCGAAGUCAUCCUGGGACUGGACUCAAAGCAUCCCCUGACCUUCCGUCUGCUCCGAAAUGGACAGGAGGUCGCUGUGCUCGAGGCAUCUUCCUCCGAAGACAUGGGCAGAUGGAUAGGAAUUCUGCUGGCAGAAACAGGUUCUUCGACAGACCCCGGAGCUCUGCACUACGACUACAUCGAUGUGGAAAUGACGGCAAGCGUCAUCCAGGCUGCAAAACAGACCUUCUGCUUCAUGAACAGGCGAGUUGUAUCUACAAAUCCGUAUCGGGGAAGCACUGCCAAUGGCUACGCCUGUCCGAGCGGAAUGGCACUUCAUUACGAUGAUGUUCCCUGCAUAAAUGGAUCGUGGGAACCAGAAGAUGGCUUUCCUUGUUCUCGUAGCAGGAACACUGGAGAAGAAAUGCUUUAUGAUAACGCAGGCCUGUACGAUAACUUGCCGUCUCCAAAAAUCUUUGCGCGCUAUCCGCCAGCUGACAGAAAACCCAAUAGGUUAUCUACUGACAAACUCUGCUCUAAUCAUUACAAAUACCCUGUCUCAUCCAAUCUGUCUUCUGCUCAGUCUGUCACUAAUACCUCUGCUGUGGGGAGGGGAUCUGGCUCGCAGUUUAAAGGCAAGAAGCCUCCUGUGACUGCUAAUGGGAUCACUGGAAAAGGGAGAACUUUAAAUAACCAGCCGAAGAAAUCCGAAUCAGUGUCAUGUGUGAAGCGCACCGCGUCCAAUGCGGAGCAGUACAAAUAUGGCAAGAAUCGUGUGGAGGCAGAUGCAAAGAGAUUACAAAGCAAAGAGGAGGAGCUGCUAAAGAGGAAAGAAGCACUUCGGAAUAGACUGGCCCAGCUCCGAAAAGAAAGAAAAGAUCUACGUGCUGCUAUUGAAGUCAAUGCUGGCAGGAAGACCCAAGUGAUUCUUGAAGACAAGUUAAAGAAGUUGGAAGAGGAGUGUAAGCAGAAGGAGGCUGAGCGUGUAAACCUGGAGCUAGAACUGACAGAGGUGAAGGAGAGCCUUAAGAAAGCCUUGGCUGGUGGCAUCACACUGGGUUUGGCUAUUGAGCCCAAAUCAGGAACAUCAAGCCCGCAGUCUCCGAUUUUCAAGCAUCGAACUUUGGAAAACUCUCCAAUCUCUAGUUGUGAUACCAGUGACACCGAAUGCUCAAUACCUGUGAACAGUGCAGCAGCUCUGAAGCGACCUCCCUCAUCAAAUAAUUCACCAUGUCGAGGCCAUGUGCUUCGAAAAGCAAAGGAAUGGGAGAUGAAGAAUGGAACAUAAAUAUAGCAAAACCACUCACUUUCCAUAAAGGCCUUACUUAUUACGGAUUAAGACAUAGGCUGCAAAAGACUCAUCUGAAAGGUGGUAUCAAGCGAUACAACAUAAGAGGUUUUAUAAUUCUGUUAACUUAAUGGUAGCUUGGCGCUAAUUUGUCUGUAUUCCCUCUUCUGUAUUGCUGUGUAACUUCAUGUGCCCCUUUUUGUUAGCUGUAACUCUUUAUUUCCGACUUCACUGGUAAAGAAUAUGAACAUCGAAAAAAACCCAAACCAACUGUAGUAAUUAAAAAGGAGCAUAAAGCCGCAGCUGAAAUUAUACUUUGCUGAAGCAGCGUAGACCAGCAGUGUUAAUUAUAUCGCAUCAGACAGCCUGAACACCACUGGAGACUGAUGCGUUAAGACCGAUGUGAAAUCAUAACUCUUAAAGACUGACUUUCAUGGUCUUCCACGGAGGUGGCUGAGCAAAGU
Apaloderma vittatum (bar-tailed trogon) is the source of this 2687-nucleotide messenger RNA. It is a transcript of the gene AFAP1, whose product is annotated as actin filament associated protein 1. Gene Ontology annotation, cellular component: cytosol. NCBI's taxonomy places the organism in Eukaryota, Metazoa, Chordata, Aves, Trogoniformes, Trogonidae. The transcript is spliced from 15 exons. Gene Ontology annotation, molecular function: SH3 domain binding; SH2 domain binding. The record is from RefSeq and is a predicted model, not a curated record. The annotation marks the transcript as partial.